AAAAUUUGACAGUUCAAGAAGCUACAAUAAAGCGUUGUCAAGGUCGAAAUCAAUCAAUGGUGUUUGGAGAUACUAGUUUAUGUUUAUGUUUAAAAUAAAUAAUUGAUUGAUUGCUUAUAGUAACGAGUGCAUUUGAUACCUAUAAAUAAUUAUAACCAAGCUUUUGAGGUAUUACCUACUUUCUCCAGUAUUAGAAGAAAAUCUUGAACAAUGACAACAGUUACUUCCAAACGUAUAUCUUCGGGAGCUCCCGGAGCAAGAAAAAAAAAUUCUGCUCCCAUUGAAUUAUCUGAUGAACAAAAAGCUGAUUUAAGACAAGCUUUUGAUUUGUUUGACAAUGAACGAACCGGAACUAUUGAAAUUAAAGAUUUAAAAGUUGCUAUUCGUGCUUUAGGGUUUGAACCUAAAAAAGAGGAAAUUAAAAAAAUGGUCACAGAAAUUAAUCAAGAUGGUAGUGGCAAAAUAGACUUUGACACUUUUCAGAACCUCAUACCAAAAAUGUUAGACAAGGAUAUACGAGAAGAAAUAAUGAAAGCUUUUAGACUUUUUGAUGAUGAAGACACAGGCAAAAUAAGUUUUAAAAACUUGAAACGAGUGUCACAAGAGCUUGGUGAAACACUGACGGAUGAAGAGCUCCAAGAAAUGAUCGAUGAAGCUGAUUUAGAUGGUGAUGGACUUAUAAAUCAAGAAGAAUUUUUAAGAAUCAUGAAAAAAACUAGUUUAUAUUAAGCAUUUGCAUUAGAGUAUAAACACAUAGUUAUAGUAAUAAAACAGUUCAAGCUGUAAUUUUAUUGUAAUUCUUAUGUAUAUUACACAUAACUUUUAUAUUUCUUAUAAAUAAUAUAGUGCAUUUAUAAUGAAUUAAGAAUCUAGU
This is a messenger RNA of Ctenocephalides felis (cat flea), 874 nucleotides long. Its product is annotated as caltractin-like. Gene Ontology annotation, molecular function: enzyme regulator activity; calcium ion binding. Gene Ontology annotation, cellular component: central plaque of spindle pole body. The record is from RefSeq and is a predicted model, not a curated record. NCBI's taxonomy places the organism in Eukaryota, Metazoa, Arthropoda, Insecta, Siphonaptera, Pulicidae. Gene Ontology annotation, biological process: spindle pole body organization.